GAACUCCUUUGCCACGAACACUCCCCACCCGCUCCUCUUUCCCCCCACAGCGAGUUGAGCGAGACCACGGUCCCCGAUCGCGCCCCAGAAUAUGUUCCUUCGCCAAAACUUCCCCUGAAAAGAGCUUCGACGCCUCGCCGGAGACGACGGAUUCCGGCGGUGACACGGUGGUUGCGGGGUCCCGAUCGCCCGCGGCGGAGCAAGCGAGAUGGGAGCUUUCUCCAGGAAAAGAAAUGGUUCCGAUUUCCUUCUUGUAACAUGAGGGCAGUGCCUCGGGCAGAUCUCCCUUCGUCAUAUCUGUGAGGAUGUCAUGCUCUGUAACUUUGGUGGGUGAUUUUAAUUCCUCUCUGCUGAUGAUUUGUUGAGGGCGUAAGACAAUGGAAAAUAUCAUUUUUUUGACGGGUUCAUCUUUCCUUCAUUCAAACUUGCGGAGGUGAACAACAGACGGGGGAAGGAUUUGCAGAAGCCAUUUCCGGGAUGUAUGGGAAGGAUGAUCAACAUAUUUGACUUGAGUACCAGCAUGGCAGGAACCAAGCUGCUCACUGAUAAAGCACAUAGCAAUGAACCAGUGAACUAAGGAAAAGUUCCUUUAACAAGAACUCGGGUGGAACACCAAUGAAGAUGCUUAUACAAGAGGAGAUGUGGAAAGAAACAGAGUUGAAGCAGAAGCCUCCAAAUGUUGUUGCUAGACUCAUGGGGCUUGAUUCCUUGCCAGUGCAGCCAUCAUUUUUAACUGUUAAAAAAAGCUUCCAAGAGGACUAUUCACACCGUAUGGCAGGAGCGCUUCGGGGUCAUCGGUGGCAACAAGAUGAGUAUUUUCACAAUCCAGUGCGUUGUGAAAUUCCCCAUGAAAAGAAUGAAUACAAAGAUGUAUAUGAAGUCAGGCAGCAACCAUCAAAGAUUAGUCAUAUUAAGGAUCAGCGACCACAGAAAGGAAGAUAUGAUGAGAACUCAUAUGAAAAGAGAAUGACUCUUGUUCGCCAGAAGUUCAUUGAAGCAAAGCGUUUAGCCACAGAUGAAAACCUCAUUCAGACGAAGGAGUUUCAAGGUGCACUCGAGGUUCUGAGUUCAAACAGAGAUGUAUUCCUCAAAUUUCUCGAAGAACCAAAUUCCCUGUUUUCAAAGCAUAUACACAAACUCCAGAUCAUCUCUCCACCUCAGACAAAGCGCAUAACUAUACUGAAACCAUCAAAAAACAGUGAGGUGAAGUGUGACAAAAGUGUGGAAAAACAACUGUUCUCAGCUGUUGAAGAAAGCAAAUGUGAUGCAAAUAAGCACUAUUGGACCCCUAGUUUCUCUCAUGCAAAAGCUCAUAAUCAAUCUCAACCAACCAGGAUAGUAGUUUUAAAGCCUAGCCCAGGAAAGCUUCACGAUGUAAAUAAUACAGUUAAAUUCACAACAUCUUCAACAGAACAGCUUGGGGACCGAGAUUCUUAUGAAGCUUUGGGAACUGAUGGAGUCGCAGGGUCAAGAGAAAUAGCCAAGGAGAUUACUCGUCAGAUGCGAGAAAACCUAAGCAGUAACCGAAGGGAUGAAAAAACUUUGUUGUCUUCGGUAUUAUCGAAUGGAUUUGUUGGAGAUGAGAGCUCAUUCAAUAGGUCUGAAAGUGACUGCAUGGAUGAAGAGGGUGGUAACUUGAGUGACUCUGAGACUGUCACCCCAACUUCACGGCGCUCUUGGGAUCGCGUCAAUAGCAUUGGCAGUCCUUACUCAAUCUCAUCUGUAAGUCGAAAAUCAUAUUCACCUGAGUCAUCAGUAAUCAGGGAAGCCAGAAAACGGCUUUCAGAGAGGUGGGCAUUGGUGGCAUCAAAUGUAAAUAAUCAAGAACAAAGACAAACAAAGAGAAGCUCAAGUACCCUAGGUGAGAUGCUUGCCAUUCCUGAGGUACAGAAAGAAGAGGAGAAUAGUUGGGGGUUUACUGUUUCGAGCAGCAGGCAAUGUGACGGAGAACAAAACCUUAAAGUACUAUCACCUUGUUUGUCUGCAGGCGGGGUAAAGGAAGGAUGUAGUGGGGAGUUCUCCUCUAGGAAUUUGUCAAGGUCAAGAUCUGUCCCAUCUUCUUCAGCUUAUGAAAUCACUGAGUUGAAUGUGGGUGUUUCUGAUGCUUUUAUUAGCAAACCCAUUGUUCAUAACGAGAUUGCUAAGUCAAAGAGUGGCAGGUCAUCUUUCAAAGGGAAAGUUUCCAGUUUGUUCUUCUCUAGAAAUAAGACACAAGGUCAGGAGAAAUCUAUUCCAUCUCCUUCGGUGGGUUGUGAUGAUAGGCUUCAGCCUGGUAGUGCUGAGGUUGAUAGUAAAAGAAAUGGUCUUUUACUUUCUGUUAAUGACAAUCAACAUAAGCAAACUGCACUGUUUAGUGCACAUAAAAAUUCUGGCGGGGCUUUCUCUCUGACUACAGUUAUUGAUGUACCAAAUCAAGGCACUUUCAAUGCCAAGGGGGCUCAUUAUCUUGAAAAGCCAAUGACAUGCGGAAACUCCAGGGAGAACCAGGACCACCCCAGCCUUGUUUCAAUUCUACAAGCACCAGUUGUUGAUGAUGUCAACAAUAAAAUGUCCCAGGCUUCUAAAAGCCAUACUGCUGGACAUCUACAAGCUCUCUCUAGGUCUCCACCGAUUGAGUCGAUUGCUCGUUCCUUAUCAUUCAACUGCUCCAAGUUGGGAACAAUGUUGGCAGGUCCCCUAAAACCUUCCAGACUUCUGCCCAGGGUAGAAGAAGAACAAGAACGAUUUAUGCUUGUCCAGAAGUUGCUGUCAUCUGCUGGCUUUCGUGAUGAGAAGUCUGACAUGAUAUUCACCAGAUGGCAUUCACUUGACAGCCCUUUGAAUACAAUGCUACUGGACAAAUAUUUGGAUAAGAAAGAAGCAGCAGCUAAGUGCAGGGUGUGGCGGUCAAACCAGAGGCUCCUAUUCGAUUGUGUCAAUGCAGCAUUGCUAGAUAUUGGUCGAACUGCCAUAUUGGCUUCAUAUCCAUGGGCUGGAGCAUGUCGGGGGGCUUGGGAGGAUGGUCCAGCUGGUGAUUUGGUGACUCAGAAAGUGUGUGAACUUGUGAGAAAUUGGUACUCCGGUGAAGAGAAGUCUGUGCCUGGUGGGCCCGGUGGCGUCAGUCUUAUGGUAGAUAGAGUGGUUAAGAGAGAAAUGGCAGGAAGAGAAUGGGCAGAAUUGAUGUGGCUGGAAAUUUUUGAGUUCAGCAAGGAUAUCGGUGGUCUGGUGUUGGAGGAGUUGUUUGAGGAGGCAUUGUCAGAUUUUACUUGUGGGUGAUUGAAAUGAGAUGCUCACAAGGGAUACAAAAAAGUAGAUGCUGCAGAACUGAAGCAGAAAAUGUGUUAUCGACCGAGUUACAGUUAUCUUGACGUGUCAGUAUCCUGGGUGUGACUCAAAAGAAAAAAAGAAAAAAAAAAAGAUCAGGUCCUGUUCCAAGGGUUUUUUAUUUGUGUGUGUGUGGCGCUUAUCACUGAUGAUGAGGAUUUUACGUCUUAUUUUUUUCCAUUGAGAAAAUAUAAAAGAAAGGAUCAUGUAGCAUCCUUUCUUUUCCCUUUAAUCUGACGGCAUCAACAGUAGAUUUGUCCCAAGUUUGACAGCUUUGAGUUAUUUGAGGAAGCGACGGAGUAACUAGUCUUCACAAAGCCUUUAUGUUUGGUGGCAUGCUAGUAUUAAAAUGGUGCAUGCCAUUAUGAUACUGUAGUUCCCUUAUUAGAAUAGUAUUUUUGCAUGCAGAUUCGUCUCCGAGAUGAAGAUUCCUCGGCACGUGAAAUAUGAUGCAGCCUUGUCGGUCUCUGUAUUAGCAUGUCUGAGAUGCAUCGAAUGAAUGAAAAAAACAAUAAAGUUGUAGA
Molecule: messenger RNA, 3827 nt
Organism: Phoenix dactylifera (date palm)
Lineage: Eukaryota; Viridiplantae; Streptophyta; Magnoliopsida; Arecales; Arecaceae
Source: RefSeq, a predicted model, not a curated record